CCAGGAGCCGCAGGUAAACGAUCGACUCAAUGACGAGGACGGGGACAAGGACGAGGCCGAGUUUUAGUUUAAUCCACCAUUUUUACGGUUGGAUUAGCGCACGGAUUAGCGGAUAAGUUCGCGGUUUUUUACUGAUUACUGGAUCGAUCCCUCUUUUUAUUUGCAAUCUCCGGCUGAAUGGAGAGCUGUAAAAAGUGAAUGAAUGAAAUUUGGUCGAGGUGGAUGUAGGAAUCUGGUGAAAGGCAGAAUGAAUUUCAAUGAUGACUGCUUUACAAAUGUAUGGUGCUCCCGAUAAAUACAUGUGAUUUAUUCUGGGACAUUUUCUACCAAUUAUGAAAAGAAUAUAGAUGUAUGUGUAUCUCAUAAGAUGGGUUAUUUCAUCUUGAAACUUGGCAAUAUUAAAGGUAAGUCCUCAUGCAUUUGGGAGUGAUUCCGAUCUUAGCCCUAGACAAACAUCGUUUAAAACAAGCAAAGUUAAUAUAUAUAGUAGACAUAGCCAAGAAAAGAACUGUCUCAAGAACUCUCGCAAUGCUAGUAAAAUUCAAUUCAAAUCUGUUACAAUUGGCCCUAUCUGAACCUCCUGAAAAUCGAAAAGUAAGUAUCGUGCCGACUCCUUUCCCAUAAAUGAUAAAGCCAACUCUGCGCCGUAAGCCACUUCCGUUGGCCAUCGAGGCGGCGACCGUUAGGACAAACAGUUAAACAGCUAAACAGUUAAGCAAAGUUAAACAAGUUGUUGAGGAUCCCACGCCGCAGCGGAAGCCAAAAGGAUAAAGGAUAAUGCAUCGGGGAUGUUUAGGGAGGAGGACAAACACGAAACAGUCAACAUCACGGACACUUGUCGCAAUGAUCCUCGAUGCUCGAUCCUCAGUUCUCGGUCCCCGAGUUGGCGGCGUCAUGAAUCAAAUGGCCAGACUGGCGAGUGUCCUUGCCAGGAUUCCGGGAACCCAAUUCUCCAUUAGCGAAGUGCGGAAAGGAUGCGAAUUACGCCAGCGGAAAAGAGCUGAGAAACUGCAGAAACAGAAACCCGGCCUAAUUUCCAUAAUUUGUCACGCACAAUCCACCGAAUUCGCCAUCGCCAUCGCCAGAUACACAGAUCCUGGAUGGGCUGGUCAGCAAAAGGAUUUCGGGACAAAAGCGCAAAACAAACGGAUUUAGCAUUCGCAACCCUUGAACAUUGUGCAUCCAUCAUCAACAAACCGGGUGCCGUCUCUUUUUCUUCUCAGCCAGAUGCCUCUCUUUCUGGCCAGAAAACUAUGAUUUCGGGCCUAAUUAAUACACCAGGCUUUAAUAUUCAAGGAACUUCGGAUUAGUGUUAAAUUACGCUAAAUGGCGAAGUAACAAUGACACAAAGACCUACGAUUUUUGCGAAAAAUGCGAAAACCAAAGGAGGAAAGGGCAGCCGCACCCUCGUAAAACCCUUUGAAAGGCGGCGAGACAGAGAGGGCAACAGCGGGGGAGCGGGACAGCGAUAGAAUCACCCCUUUGCCCUUUGUACCGCCUACCUGCUUCGUACCGCUUCGGCUGGCCGCUCGUGUCCGCCAUUUCCAUGGUGAAUGAAGCGUCGGCGCAGCCUCCGGACUUCGGGUAUAAAUUCAGGGGGUUCCGGCAAGAGGAAAUCAGUUUGCGUUCGACAUCGUCAGCGUGAAGAUAUAGAAACAGCAGAGCUAGAUCAUCAGUCUAUAUAGCCGUCACUCAGUUGGAUUACAACCCGAAAACCAUACACCUCAAACACCAUGCUAAUGCACGAGAAACUCAUGUCCGGGCAGUUCUUCGAUCUCAAGACCGAUCGCAAGCCCUUGAUGCACCACCACCAGUACCAGCACCACCAGACGCACCACCAGCAGCAAUCCCUCCACCACUUGCCGCACAGCCAAUUGCCGGUUCAGGGAUCCUUGGGCCUGCCCAAAAUGGAUCUGUAUGCCGCCUAUGCCUACCAGCAACAGUUGCUGGGCGCUGCCCUCAGCCAGCAGCAACAGCAGCAACAGCAGCAGCAACAGCAACAUCAGCAUCAGCAACAUCAGCAGCAGGCUUCCUCUGCGGAGGUCCUGGAUCUCUCCCGCCGUUGCGACAGUGUGGAAACACCCAGGAAGACGCCUUCGCCCUACCAGACCAGCUACAGCUAUGGCAGUGGUUCCCCCUCGGCCUCGCCCACCAGCAAUCUUCUAUAUGCCGCCCAGAUGCAGCAGCAACAGCAGCAGCAACAGCAGCAGCAACAACAGCAGCAGCAGCAACAAUUGGCCUCCCUGUAUCCCGCUUUCUACUACAGCAACAUCAAGCAGGAGCAAGUCACUCCCACUGCUGCACCGCCCAAGGUCACGCCCACCGCCAGUCUGCUGCAGACUUUUGCUGCCGCCUCUGCUGCAGCCGCCGCAGCAGCUGCUGCUUCUUCGACCAACUCACCAAGGCCCGCCAGCAACGCCAGCACCAUGCAGAUAGACGUCCUGGAGAAUCCCCAGUCGCCGGCCGUUGAGGCCACCACGCCCACCACCUCCAGCAGCGGGGAGGCCAGCAAGAACACCCGCCCCUUCAAGGCCUUUCCCCGCGAUCCCUUGGUCAUCGCAGCCAAUUUCGCAGCCACCGAUGUUCUGCUGGACAAUCCGCGAGUGGAGCGCUAUACAGAGUACCGCAAGAGGGUGCUCGAGCAGAUCCGCAGCUCGAAUGGAGGAUCCCGCACCGUGACCAACCCCAAGAUGCGCAGGACCAACUCGCGAAGUGGAUCCGUUAACGAAGGCAGCUCCUCGAACAACAACAGCGAAAGCGAGGAUCGUGCUGCGGCGGAGGAGUCCAGCGACUGCGAUUCCCAGGCGGGCAACUUCGAGGGCAAGUCAUCCACCGGCAACUCCAUCAGUUCGGCCAACACCACUGGGGUAAAUGCUGGAAUCAAUUCGGGCAGCCAGGUGAAGGAUGCCGCCUACUACGAGAGACGCCGCAAGAACAAUGCCGCCGCCAAGAAGUCCCGCGAUCGUCGCCGCAUCAAGGAGGAUGAGAUCGCCAUCAGGGCUGCCUAUCUGGAGCGCCAGAACAUCGAGCUGUUGUGCCAAAUCGAUGCCCUGAAGGCCCAACUGGCCGCAUUCACCUCCGCCAAAGCAACCACCGCCUAAGUGUCCAUUCCUCUCUUGAUGCGUUGAACGCGAAGAUCCGAGUUCGAAUCCGAAUCCUACAUCCUGCUUUUUGGGUCAGCUUAUCUGUGAAUAGUUUAGGGGGCUCAACUUUCUUUUUUUUGACACACUCGCAUUUAAGUACUUUAAGUCCUUGGAGUAUACGUUAUAUUUGUAAAAUGUAUUAGCAAUAAGUGCAUCUCGCAAUCUCACCAGUUAACUAAUCAAGCGAAUCACCUUUAGUUGUACAAGUCCCAGCUAGCCAUUAAUGUAUUUUCUUGUAAGUGAAUUUUUUUCAUAACCCUAAGAAAUAAAAUU
Drosophila rhopaloa is the source of this 3416-nucleotide messenger RNA. It is a transcript of the gene gt, whose product is annotated as protein giant. Gene Ontology annotation, molecular function: RNA polymerase II cis-regulatory region sequence-specific DNA binding; DNA-binding transcription factor activity, RNA polymerase II-specific. Lineage: Eukaryota; Metazoa; Arthropoda; Insecta; Diptera; Drosophilidae. The transcript is spliced from 3 exons. Gene Ontology annotation, cellular component: nucleus. Gene Ontology annotation, biological process: regulation of transcription by RNA polymerase II. The record is from RefSeq and is a predicted model, not a curated record. The coding region runs from base 1734 to 3101 and encodes 455 amino acids.